Menidia menidia (Atlantic silverside) is the source of this 4722-nucleotide messenger RNA. The record is from the annotation of a GenBank genome assembly. Lineage: Eukaryota; Metazoa; Chordata; Actinopteri; Atheriniformes; Atherinopsidae.
AUGUCGGGGCAGACGCUGACGGACCGCAUCGCCGCGGCCCAGUACAGCCUGACGGGCUCCGAGGUGCCCCGGGCAGUGUGCAAAGCCACCACACAUGAACAGACAGCCCCAAAGAAAAAGCACCUGGAAUACCUGAUCCAGGCCACGCAGGAGACCAAUGUCAACGUUCCCCAGAUGGCCGACACGCUGAUAGAGAGGGCCGGCAACGCCAGCUGGGUGGUGGUUUUCAAAGCCCUGAUCACCACACACCACCUCAUGGUGCACGGCAAUGAGAAAUUCCUUCAGUUCCUGGCGUCUAGAAACACCUUGUUCAACCUCAGCAACUUUCUGGACAAAACUGGCUCUCACGGCUAUGACAUGUCCACAUUUAUCAGACGCUACAGCCGCUAUCUCAACGAGAAGUCCUUCGCCUACAGACAGAUGUCUUUCGACUUUGUCCGAGUCAAGAAAGGAUCCGAGGGAGUGAUGAGGACCAUGUCAGUAGAAAAGCUGUUGAAAGGGAUGAACACCCUCCAGGGCCAGAUCGACGCACUGCUUGAUUUUGAAGUGCAUGCACCAGAGCUGAACAACGGAGUGAUAAAUGCUUGCUUUCUCCUACUCUUCAAAGAUUUAAUCAAGUUAUACGCCUGCUAUAAUGACGGCAUUAUCAACCUGCUAGAAAAAUUUUUCCAGAUGAAAAGAAGUCAGUGUAAAGACGGGCUCGAGAUCUACAAGAGGUUCCUGACAAGAAUGACUCGGGUUUCCGAAUUCUUCAAGAUAGCUGAGCAAGUGGGGAUCGACAAAAACGACAUUCCCGAGCUAACUCAGGCCCCAGAAAGUCUUCUGGAGUCCCUCGAGACCCACCUGAACACUCUGGAGGGAAAGAAACCUGAAGACAAGUCACCCACUAAGGACACUACGGCUAACAACGCUCCCCCCGCCGCGGCGCCAGCCAGGCACGCACCCCCCGCUCCGGCCGGCGGGCCACCAGCUCGCCCCGGGCCGCCCGCCAAACCCCCUCCGCCCUCCAUCACCCCGACUGCCCCCGCCCCCACCGCUACCAGCAACACUCUUGACGAUGGAUUCCUGUUGGACCUCGACCCCAUGUCAUCGUCCUCAGCAGGGGGCGCCGCAGCAACAUCCUCCAUGACCGGAUGGGGAGAUCUCCUGGCUGAGGCUCCGGCCGCUCCUGACGGAGCUUCUGAAGCUCUGCUGGCAGACGAGGAGUCUGCAGAUGCCGCCGCCGCCCCCGCCGCUGCUGCUGCGCCCACGCCCACCCCCACGCCCGCCCCUGCUGCCCCCGCAGUGCCGCCCACCUCGCUGCCUGUCUCUGCUCCUGCCACCACCUCAGCCACAGACAUGGACCUUUUCGGAGAUGCGUUUGCACCCUCCCCAGGAGACGGUCCUGCCGCCGUGGCCGCGGGCCCUGCUGCUGAUGCUUUUGGUGGAACUGACCCCUUCGCUACGACCGAGGGGAGUGCGGACAUUGCUCCAGAGCUGGAUCUGUUCGCUAUGAGGCCCACCGACACGGGGGCCUCUGCCGCCAUCACUCCUCCCACCUCUAGCGAGGCGCCGACCAUCAUCGCCCCCAUCGCUGCCCCCAUCGCUGCCCCCACCCCUUCUUCCACCACUACUACCACAACCACCACCGACACCACCACCACAGAGUCUGCAGCCGCCCCGACUCUAGAUAUCUUUGGUGAUAUGUUUGAUUCUAUGCCUGAGCAAAGCCCUACCACAGAACCCAAAGCUGCUACCACUCCUAGCGUAGACCUUUUUGGUGCAGACCUUCCUGCUGUUUCGCGCGGGCCCUCCCCUUUGCCCGAGCCGGCUCCCGCUGGAGACAUUGUGACGGAAUCGUUUACGUCUCCAGCGCCAACCGGUGCCCCUGCUCCCGCCCCGGAGGCCACCUCCCCGCCCAAGGCGGAGCCAGAGCCGGUCAUUGACCUGCUGGACUCCUUCGGUGGUCCUGUGGAGGAGACCAAGAGCUCUGCUCCCGGGGGGCCAGGGGACGACCUGCUCGGGGGCCUGAUGUCCCCCACCCUGGCCCCCGCCGCCGCCCCCGCCCUGGCUCCGGCCCUGGCGCCCGCACCGGCCGGGGACCUCCUGGAGACGGGCUUCGAUGCCCUGGGCCCCCUCCCCUCCCCGACCCCGCCCGUGGCAGUGGCGGCCGUACCGAUAGUGCCCGCCGCAGCACCCGUGGCCGCCGACCCCGCCCCCGCCGCCACCUCAGCGCCCUCUGGUGGCUUCGACGCCUCAAUGUUUGAUGGAUUAGGCGGCCUGCUGAUGCCCUCCAUCACGCCCCAGAGCACCGGGGGCAGCACAGCUGGGAGCACAGCUGGGAGCAUGGGGACUCCAGUCGCAGCUGGGGGGAUAACAGCUGCUCCCCCCCCCACCCCACCCCCUACCAAGACCAUCGGGGGAGACCUGGACUCAUCGCUGGCCAACCUGGUUGGAGACCUCGGAAUGAAGAAGAAGGACCCGCAAAGCGAGAAGAAGCUGACGGGAGGGGCCAACUGGACGCCACAGGUAGCCCCCACAUUCUGGGCCACUCCAGGAGCCCCCAUGGCCGGCGCUGCUCCCGGAGCUCCCGGUGCUCCCGGACCGGUUCCUGCUGGUGCACCCCUGGUGCCCCCCAUGAGUGCGCAGCCUGGCUUUGGCAUGGCUCCUGCUGGAGCUCCAAUGAUGCAACCCAUGAUGGGGCCGCCUAUGAUGGGGCAGCCCAUGAUGAGACCUCCCUUCAGCGGGGUGGCCGGAGCUGCCCCAGGAGCACCGAUUUCUCCAGCACCUGCAGCCCAGAGCCCCAAGAAGCCCAAGGACCCGCUGGCAGACCUCGACCUCAAGGACUUCUUAUAACACCGCACCUGCUUUCCUCUCUGGAUCAAAGACGUCUCACCUUUUUACCUGGUGUCUGUCAACAUCUCAGGAUGCCAGCGAUGUUAAGCUACUCUCUCGUUUUUGCCACAGCGCCCACCCAUCCACCCCCCUUCCUUUUGCCAGUGUGAUGUCGUAGCACAAAUUGUGAAAGUGAACCAUAGCGAAGUAUUAACAAGUAUAUGAGACAGAAAAAAAAAAGAAUACAAGUGUGUGCUUAUGUAGAUGUUUUGAUCUUUUUUGUCUAAACAAAAUCUGGCAAAACCAAUACAAAAAAUGUCCAGACGAGAGAGAAAGGGAAGGAAUGUGUGUUGAAAUGAAUUUCUAGUGCUGAAUUGAAUGAUGGAAGUGCUUUGCUGUCCUAGGCUCCUCCCACCACUCCUUUUGUCUCCGCCUCCUUCCAAAGGAGGAGUGUCCUACUCUAAUUAUCGGAGUAGCCAAUGAAGUCAAUUUAGGGAGAAAAGCAUUUCCUGGUGCUUACAGAAAGGUCCUAUUUCUUGUACAUAGAUUUAGUCUUUAUUCUGUAUGUCUGCUGAAGAGAAAUAUAAAUGUGAUUCAGACAAGAAACUGUAAGAAGUUGUGCGAGUAUCCCUCUAUUUCCCAGUUAUGACUAACUGAAUAAUAUAAUGUAUAUUUAGAAACAACCUCUCUGGAUGUCUGAGUGCUAAAAGACCAGCAAGUGAUCCUUUUUGUUGUUGUUAUUGUGGUUUCUUUAGUUUUGUUUUUCUUUUUAACUCGUGGCUGAUGUUUCACGUUUCUUUUUAUGUCCCUUCUUUCUACGUCUUUAUCGACAAAUGUGCCGUUUGGGUUAGAUAAAACCUUCCAGAUUAUUUGUGGACGUUUGCUGGCAGUGGUGUUUAAUGACAUAUCUUUACAGCUUACAUUCAAAAAGAAGGCUUAAGCCUCUUGUCAAAGAGGUGAACGCAGCCUCUCCUGUAUGAUAUGUGUUCGGCUGUGUCAACUUGAUUCUCGUGUGGGUAUUUUCUCAUUAUGUCUUUUGAGUCGGUCAGUACAGCUGUUUUGUGCCCAAAACAAUCACAUGUGGUUUGAAAUCAGGACCAAAGGAGAAAUAACAGACCGUUCCAUUACAGGGGGUCUUUAUUGGGAAGUGGUCACAGGUAUAAUGUGGAAUUUUCUUCCAGAUUAACCUAAUUCAGUUUACUAUCAUUAUUUCUUGCUAAAAACUUAACAAAAAAGAUCAUGGACAACGCUGAAAGCCUUUUAGCUCAUGCUUCCAUGUAAAAUGAGGCCCAAAUCAUCAUCUGAGCUAAUGCCAGAUUUAAACUGUCCUUAACUUCCACGUGCGAAGCGAAACAGCUGUCUGAGGAAAGAGUUUGAGUCAUUCUGAUGUCCGUUGCUAACAUUUAACUUGUAGUCCCGUGCGAUCCUUUGAGUGACCACACGGGAACAAUGCGUAGAGAGACCCACUGGGGGUCGCCGUUGAACUUUGUAGACAUGAACUUGUCCUCUUUUCACAAACCAUUUCCCUUUCUACCGACCAACUCUAAGUGGAAUCACUAUACUCUAAAUGUUGGACGGUGUUUACCGCCGGUCUCUCCUGUGCUGUAAACUGCAGAGAGUUGUAACGCUUUACUCCUGUGUGUUCGCCGUCAUGUCUGUGGAUUGGUUGUGAGAGUCGCACGUGGUUCAAAGUUAAAAAAAAUGGCAGGUCAUUAGCAUUUUUCAUGACUGAAUCGUCAAAGUUGUAUUUUUGUUUAGUUGUAAAUUAAUUAUUAUUUAUAACGUCCCUCUCCCAAGUGCAUGUAAGCCAUUUGAGAUGCAAUAAAUUGGAUGACGGAUCGAGGUGCUCGUCGUUUUUUUUUUUCUACGACACCAUCACUGUAUAUUUUUUCCAUUCGUCAUGUUUGG